Messenger RNA from Carcharodon carcharias (great white shark), 1965 nucleotides. Its product is annotated as STAM-binding protein-like. The record is from RefSeq and is a predicted model, not a curated record. Gene Ontology annotation, cellular component: endosome; cleavage furrow. Gene Ontology annotation, biological process: protein K63-linked deubiquitination. The transcript is spliced from 10 exons. Bases 315 to 1574 code for a protein of 419 amino acids. NCBI's taxonomy places the organism in Eukaryota, Metazoa, Chordata, Chondrichthyes, Lamniformes, Lamnidae. Gene Ontology annotation, molecular function: K63-linked deubiquitinase activity; protein binding; metal-dependent deubiquitinase activity.
UAGGGCGUGAGGAGUCAGGACCAAUAGCCGAAUCGAGGACAGAUUGUCUAAAACAGGCACAGGGGGAAAGGGCAACAUGUGGGAUCAGCUGAGUAACUCUUGCAGAGAGCUGGCAAAGGCAUGCCAGGCUGAAUGGCCUCCUGUGUUGUAACAAUUCUAUGAUUCUAUAACAUAGAUAGCAGAGAGUAAGGGUAAUGGGUAGUUAUAAAGAUUGGAUGAAGGUACAAAGCAAGACUCCAGAAGGAUCAUGCUGGGGCACCAGUUAUUCAUGAUGUACAUUAAUAAUCCGGACUUGGGAAUAGAGUGGGGAGCAUAUGAUGCCGGAACACUCUGAUGUAAGCUUGUCUCCCGAGGACCGGGUACGGGCUCUUACCAAGAAGGGCAGCUCGGUGGACGUAAACGAUGAUGUCCCUCCUCGGAGGUACUUCCGUUCUGGAGUCGAAAUAAUUCGAAUGGCCUCAGUUUACGUGGAUGAAGGCAACCUGGAAAGUGCAUUUGUGCUCUACAAUAAGUACAUAACGUUGUUCCUGGAAAAGCUGCCUAAGCAUCGGGAUUAUAAAGCCAGUGUCAUACCAGAGAAGAAGGAGACCAUCAAAAAGCUAAAAGAGAUUGCAUUUCCAAGGGCUGAGCAGCUGAAGAGCGAGCUACUCAAGAGAUACGCAAUCGAGUAUGCCGAGCAUCAGGAGCUACAGCGGAAGGAAGAUGAGAAAUUUGCGCAGGAGCUGGUCCGGCAGCAAGAACUGGAAGGCGAGAAACAGCGGGUGGCACGGAUGCGGCAGCAGCAAGCGGAGCAGGAGCAGUUCCACGCCUUUGAGGAGAUGAUCAGACGGAAGGAACUGGAGAAGGAGAGGCUGAAAGUGCUGGAGGAGUACGCAAAACCGGAAAUCUCCCUCCCGCCCAAAGACUGCCCCCUGAUCCCAGGUGUUCAGCGACCGCCGGAUAAUCUUCCUCCAGCAUCGCCCGCUGCAGGUGUCCCAAAUGCUGCACCGCCGGUCGUGGAUCGAUCGUUGAAACCCACAGCUCUCGGAACCAAUUGGAACAAUUUCUCGGCAGACAAAUUACGGAAUGUGGUGGUUCCCAAAAGCCUAUGUCAGCAAUUUCUGCAGCUCGCUGAGGCCAACACUGCCCAAGGGGUGGAAACCUGUGGCAUUCUCUGCGGCAAACUGAUGCAGAAUCAGUUUACCAUAACCCACGUGCUCGUGCCUAAACAGAGUGCAGGUCCUGAUUACUGUAACACGGAGAAUGAAGAGGAACUCUUCCUGAUUCAAGACCGAGAUGACCUCAUAACCUUGGGUUGGAUCCACACCCAUCCAACCCAGACUGCAUUCCUUUCCAGCGUGGACCUUCAUACCCACAGCUCCUACCAGAUAAUGCUUCCAGAGGCCAUAGCUAUUGUUUGUUCGCCCAAGUAUCAAGAGUCUGGCUUUUUCAGACUGACGGACCACGGCAUGGAUGAGAUAUCUCUCUGUAAGCAGAAAGGGUUUCAUCCACAUCCAAAGGAUCCGCCUCUGUUCAAUGCAUGCACACACGUUUCUGUAGCGGACACAAACGUUACAGUGCUGGACCUUCGGUGAUUGGUGCCUUAUCUUCUGACCGUCCUUGGUUCCCGUAGAAACCACUAACCAUGAUGUCACUGUCUUGAGAACCUCAGGCAGAGGACUCUGCAACUCUAACCCUUCCAGAUCUGCGACACUUUCUUUGAGGAGUUUUCGAUUUGAUUGUAAUCAUUCUAAAAUGCUACUUAAUAUAUUGUCAAGUUCUAAACUCUGUCCUGUACAGAAAGCGGGAGCGCCUUUAUUUAAAAGCCCGCACUGCUGCACUUAAACUGAUGAAACAUGGGAGAUGAAGUAAGAUGCCUGUCGAUAGGAAUUUUUUGUUAACUCUCACUGCACUUUGACCUUUGUUAACUUUAUUGGGCCCAAUUGUUGUCGCUUUGCCAUCAAUAAACAAAGUUUGGCCAUUUGA